This is a messenger RNA of Pistacia vera, 516 nucleotides long. RefSeq lists its product as uncharacterized. The transcript has a single exon. Bases 1 to 516 code for a protein of 171 amino acids. NCBI's taxonomy places the organism in Eukaryota, Viridiplantae, Streptophyta, Magnoliopsida, Sapindales, Anacardiaceae. The record is from RefSeq and is a predicted model, not a curated record.
AUGACGAAGCAAGGAGAGACACGACCAAGUGGUGCGAGUUCCAUGACCAAGUGGUGCGAGUUCCAUGGCGACCAUGGACAUAACACCCCGGACUGCAUUGCCCUACGGUUGGAGGUCGCCACACUAUUGAAGAGAGGACAUCUCCGAGAUCUGCUGACAGAUAAAGGGAAGAGUACUAUCAGCCAUAAAAGCACGAACGAAAAAUCUCCACCUCCGCGGGAACCUAUGCCAAAAGGAUUCUGCAAUAUCAUCUCAGGAGGGUUAGAGAUCAAUGGGGUAAGUUACUCCUCAGCCAAACGCUACGCCAGAGCCAAUAGCCACCAUGAAAUACAAUCUAUCCACCCGUCCUCUCAGUCACAUUCCCACCAGGUAAUUAAGUUCGAAGACGAUGAGCCGGUCACCCUGGCAGCCCCUCACCAUGAUGCUUUAGUUGUCGCUCUCCAGAUUGCGAACAUUCUGGUCAAGAGGGUAUUCAUAGACGGGGGAUCAUCAGCAAACAUUCUGUUCUUGAAGUAG